AUGCCCGGUGAAGAAAGAGAUGAACUGCCUCUUCCUGACGUGAGAAUAAGGCUCGCACAAUGGGAGCAACGAAGCAACCCCAACAUAGGAACCCCGAGUGCAAGUGAUCACAGGCAGAAAGUGGGCAUACAAAAACCCAUACAUGGGUUUCUAAGGUGGUCGAAUAAUGUGAAAGGUUAUACUGUGAAUCGAGCAAAAACGGGUGCUCAAUCAAUGCUCGACAAAACAGGGUUUUACCAUGCUUACCUGAGAACGAAAGAGGACAUUGAUGAUGCAAAAUCAAGUCAAAGGGGCCAGGAAGGAAUUUGCAGUCGCUGCAGGAGCAUUGCUGCCACUUUUGGCGGGACGGUCCGGCGCCAAUUAAGAUGGUCUGGAGAAUGGGCAACGCCAUUAUCGAGGAUCCUCCUUCAUAGCAACUGGUGCCUUCUGUGUGGUUUAAUUCUGAAUACCAUGUGCGAUCCGGAGCUCGAUCCACUGCGACAUCCUGCCGUUGCCAACUACAUUCAACCACAUUUGAAAGAUCACACAAUGAAAACAUGGGCUGAGAGAGGUUGGGAAUUCAAUGAACUUAAUUGGCCAUUCGGGCAUGGACACCAUCGUCACGAGGGAUCGAGUCACGUUCUGAGUGCCGCGUUCGAACCUCUGGAGACUCUCUUCAUCAUGGCAUUAUAUUCUGUUGGCUACCGAAAGCUCAGGGAGAUUCUGGGUUCUGCAACAGCCAAUUUUCGAGUCGCCGAAAAUGAGAUUGGUCUACAAGAAGAGCUUCAAAGAGCACGCGCCCCGAACAAACACCCACUGAGCUGCGUCGUGAAGAUCACUCGGCCUGAGGCGCAAGACCCAAGUUUGCUGAUGGUCACUCUGUGGGGAUUCGGUCGCCAGUCUAAUGCAUCUCUCCAAGUUCUGAGCAGUUUCCCCCUCUUUCUUGCCAGUUCGAACUCACUACAUGACAGCCUCGUGCCUUCCUUCAACCGUCUUGGGAAGCUGUUGGAUCCCAGAUGGAUUGAUCCAUCAGUGGCAAAGACGUGGUUAAACAAGUGUAAAGAACGACAUGGCACGAAGUGCAGUACUCCCGGAUGGGCAUCUAGUGUAGAACGCCCAGCCUCCCUGCGUGUUCUUGAUGUCAAACACCUCUACAUCAAGGUUCCGAGCAGUCUAAGAACAUGCGAAUAUGUGGCACUUUCAUAUGUCUGGGGGGAAACGGACAUGCUGGUACUGAACGAAGCGAAUUACGAAAUACUGACGAAGAAGGACGGCCUUCAAAAAUACUGGAAUCACCUGCCACGAACCAUUGUUGAUGCCAUUCAGGUCGUGCGUGACAUGGGGGAAAGGUAUCUGUGGGUAGAUACACUUUGUAUCAUCCAGGACAGUCCGGACAAACACGAACACAUCAAGAAUAUGGAUCGAAUAUACAGCAGUGCAUUGGCAACCUUGGUUGCAGCGGACGGGGAAACUGCAAAUCAUGGACUAAUCGGCGUACGAACCCCUGAUGAGUCCCAUGAAGGGCAACCACGCGACCUUUCCCAGCGCUGGGCAAAGAUCAACAAUGAACUCACCAUGGCUGCCCCACUGUCAACGCGGGAUUACAACAUCGAUGGAUCAAAAUGGAACUCCCGUGGUUGGACAUACCAAGAACGCCUUCUGUCGCGACGGUUGAUCAUUUUUACCCGGGGAGAAGUCAUCUGGCAUUGCCGGGAGAUGAGCUGCCGCGAGGACAUGCCAACAGACGAUCCAACCAUGGAACUGAAAUCACUCGAUUGGAUUUCGCUUAAACACCAACAACUUGGCGAACAGGCCGACUCUGUCUGGAACGAUGGAUGUAUGGAAUAUACCCGUUAUGGUGUCACCCGUCUGGUGCGCCCUUCAUCGUUUGUGGAAUAUGCGAAGGCAGUCAAGCAGUAUACUCAUCGAGACUUGUCAAAUCCAAAUGAUAUCCUCGCAGCAUUUGCAGGGUUGUCACAUAUCUUUUCGGUGUGUUUCAAAUCCCCCAUGCUAUCCGGUUUGCCAGAAGCCAUGCUUGACUUUGCAUUAUUAUGGAGGCCGACCGAGCGCUUGACAAGAAGACGAGGCUUUCCCAGUUGGUCGUGGUGUGGAUGGAUAGGCCAAGUGGCAUAUGACAAUACCUACCACAUGGAAUAUGAUUUGGACGGCAAACUGCUGCUAUUCAAGGUGGUGGAAGCUGGAGAAGAAGGAAUACGACCAUUGAUUAGAUGGUAUAUCUGGCGCGAGGAAGCCCGAAAAUUGAUCCCCGUCAACAGAAACGGUAUUGGAUUUCCAUACAGGGAUUUCAAUCACCCAGCAGAUUGGGAAAAGGGUCCAUCGUGCCUUCAUGACAAUGGAGACGUGCAACCGGCAACAGCUCCGAGCAUCCCAUUCCGCAUUCCCUUGGACAGACGCAUACGCGGCCAGUGCUUGUACUUCUGGGGAAGCAUAACUGCAAACAUUAAAAUCGGGCCACCUAUUUUGCAACAGAGUGACGCACAAUGGAAAUGCAACAAUCGGCCAAGGCGUCUUGAGUUGCAAAACCAGCAAUCACAAUUCGUUGGCAACGUGUUACUCGACGGUAUGGAAUACGACUUGGUCCAUCACAAUCGAUACGAAUUUAUUCAAAUGGCCGAAGCCAAGUAUCAUCACCUCGAUGGAGAGGAGAAUAACAUCAGAGGCUUUCCGUUGUAUCUCGUCUUGAUGGUUGAGUGGGAUGAAGUGAGGAAAGUUGCCACGCGUCUGGGGGUCGGGAGGGUGUACAAGGAAGCAUGGCGGGCCGCCCGUCCUGAACUAGAGUUCAUCCAAUUGGGGUGA
Messenger RNA from Aspergillus wentii DTO 134E9, 2796 nucleotides. RefSeq names its product HET domain-containing protein. Lineage: Eukaryota; Fungi; Ascomycota; Eurotiomycetes; Eurotiales; Aspergillaceae. The record is from RefSeq and is a predicted model, not a curated record. The transcript has a single exon. The coding region runs from base 1 to 2796 and encodes 931 amino acids.